AUGUCUGGCAGAGGGAAAGGAGGCAAAGGACUGGGCAAAGGCAGAGCCAAGCGGCACCGUAAAGUGCUCCGUGAUAACAUCCAGGGCAUCACCAAACCAGCCAUCCGGCGCCUGGCUUGGCGUGGCGGUGUCAAGCACAUCUCAGGGCUGAUCUACGAGAAGACCCGCGGGGUGCUGAAGGUUUUCCUGGAGAAUGUGAUCAGGGAUGCGGUCACCUACACCGAGCACGCCAAGCACAAAACGGUGACUGCCAUGGAUGUGGUGUACAUUCCGAAACGCCAGGGCUGCACUCUCUAUGGCUUUGGCGGCUGA
Molecule: messenger RNA, 312 nt
Organism: Pristis pectinata (smalltooth sawfish)
Lineage: Eukaryota; Metazoa; Chordata; Chondrichthyes; Rhinopristiformes; Pristidae
Product: histone H4-like
Exons: 1
Coding region: 1-312 (103 amino acids)
Biological process (GO): nucleosome assembly
Molecular function (GO): DNA binding; structural constituent of chromatin; protein heterodimerization activity
Source: RefSeq, a predicted model, not a curated record